Jatropha curcas is the source of this 566-nucleotide messenger RNA. Lineage: Eukaryota; Viridiplantae; Streptophyta; Magnoliopsida; Malpighiales; Euphorbiaceae. The record is from RefSeq and is a predicted model, not a curated record.
CUAACAUGUCAUUUAAUCCUGAUUGUGUCCCUAAACUUGAGGGAUCAAAUUUUGAGUCUUGGAAAUCAGACAUUAUGAUUUUUGUGGGCUGUAUGGAUUUGGAUCUUGCAUUGAGGAUGGACGAACCUGCUCCUCUUACUGCUACGAGCACUGAUGUUCAAAGGGUUCAGUAUGAGAAGUGGGAGCGUUCUAAUCGCUUAGGUCUGAUGAUCAUGCAGAAAGGAGUCCCAGAACAUGUUCGAGACUCUGUCUCAGCUAAAAAGAACAAUGCUCAAAACUAUCUUGCCGAGCUGGAGAGGGCUUAUGUCAAGAAUGACAAAGCCGAAGUGGGAACACUUUUAGGAAAAUUAACCUUUAUGAAGUUUGCUGGCAAUGGUGGUGUUCGGGAGCAUAUUCUUAGCAUGUCUCAGAUUGCAAAGAGACUGAAGUCGCUGGGGAUGGCUUUACCAGAUGACCUUUUAGUCCAUUUGGUUAUGAAUUCUCUUCCUUCUCAGUAUGGACAAAUUAGGACUUCCUAUUCCUAUAAUUUGUCAGAUCGAAUAAUGGGACUCUCAAUGGACUCUUAA